GUACUCUCUGGGCAAGCUGCCGUACGCCCACCUGGUGGCCUCAGAGAACAUGCAGGGCUACAUGCUGCGGGAGAAGCUCUCGGGGAUGUUCCUACUGCAACCGGAGACUAUGCCGGAUGCCGUGUAUGAUAUCUGCAUGGACUGUUGGGACCCGGACCCGUCUGAACGACCUACCUUCCGGAGACUGCAGGUGAUGCUCAGAGAUCUGUUCAGCGAGUUCAGGAGUGUGAGUGUCUCGGAUUUUGCGAGCAUGAAUGUGCGCCAAGAUGCCUCUAAUUCGGGCUCAGACCUGUCCAGCAAACCUUCGGGGUUCAAAUCGCGGCUUGGCAAGCUUGGUAUGGGGUUGGGAUUAGGGGCUGUGGAGCGGAGCGGCAAUUUGGUCGGCGGAGUCAAGUCCAAGUGGAAGGAGUGGAAUACGACUGGGCAGAGUAGCAGCACCUUGAGUGCGCACAGCAGCCUCGGCCUGGAGUCCAGCCUCAGUACCAGUAGCAAUCUCGCUAUCCUGGGGAAUGACUUGACAAGCAAGGCUGAGAUUAGUCCUACAGAUAACAUGAUCUAUUGCGGGAUGCGGUCGGCGGGUAGUAGUGAAUACAGCAACAGCAUGUUGACGUCGACGCUGGAUAUGACCGAGGGGGGGGGGAGCGGGUAUGGAAAGUACCGAACUGUCUAA
Sphaeroforma arctica JP610 is the source of this 670-nucleotide messenger RNA. RefSeq lists its product as hypothetical. The annotation marks the transcript as partial. Gene Ontology annotation, biological process: cell surface receptor protein tyrosine kinase signaling pathway; positive regulation of kinase activity; protein phosphorylation. NCBI's taxonomy places the organism in Eukaryota, Ichthyosporea, Ichthyophonida. The record is from RefSeq and is a predicted model, not a curated record. The transcript has a single exon. Gene Ontology annotation, cellular component: signaling receptor complex. Gene Ontology annotation, molecular function: transmembrane receptor protein tyrosine kinase activity.